UUGGAGAUGGUGCCCUAAACCUCCUGCAACAAGUAAAGGCAGGCCAGAGAGGCUCAUGGGAGGAGGAGGGGGAGAAGGGAGAGAGAGAUAAUGCUGUGGGACUGAGAGAACACAAGAGAAACCAUUCCUCUUCUCGUCUCUCUGCUUUUCUUUCUUGUUUCCUCAGCAUCCGGCCACACAUCUGAUGUCUGAGGACUUUUCUUGUUCUGUCUUUCAGUGAUUCUGGUUCCUGUGGAGUCACGAGAACAACUUCAGCAGAAGAAGAAGAGGGUCAGUGCAGCAGGAGGGCCAUGAGCUCCUGGUUCAGCUGGAACGAGCCGUACAGCCGGACCCCCCGGCGGGACAUGGAGGAGGUGGUCAGCGACACCCUGAUGCUGGAGUUCAACUGGCAGCUGAAGGAGGCGGAGAGGCAGCAGAGGGAGCGGGACAACGAGUACCGGCGGCUGCAGAGCGGCGUGGACUACAGCUGGCUGGCCAACACGCCCCGCUGCUCCUUCAAUGUCAGCCCCGGGGAGAGCUUCGGCCUGGAGGAGCUCUGCUGCAAGGUGCCCCCCCCCUACUGCGGCCUGGUCAUACUCAAGUUCAGGGAGGCCAUGCAGGCCAAUGACCCCGACGUGCAGGAGGUGUCCGGCCUGUUUCGCUCCGUCCUCCUGGAGACUCUGGACGGACUGAAGGAGGAGCAGGAGGCGCAGCGGUUUUCCAACCAGUGGAACAACAAGCGCGCCGUGAGCAUGUCCCUCAUGAACUUCAGGUCCCGCAUCAAGAUCAACCCGUUCGGCAGCACCGUGGGCCUGACCACCUCCGGGACCGACGGGACGGGACUGAGCGACCUGAAGACGGUGUCCGAGGACGUGGAGCGAGCGCAGAGGACGUGGAGCAUGCCUGACUUCAGAUACAAAGGAGGCAGCGGCAGCAGUAAGGUCGUCUGAGGCGUUCACAGGACAGUGGUGGUGGUUGGUGGACGCUUCAGUGGGACAGAUGUUCACUUUGCACCAAGCGAGGCAGGAUAAUUCCCACAAUUCUCCAGGUCUUUGCAGUAUGACACCAAUCACCAUUUCAUCAAUUCACACAUUAAAGAGCAGGUGUUUUUCUCGGAUUCUCUGCAACUCGACUUCACUUGAAACCGUUUUAACUCAGUGUGAAAUAAUCAGCUCCUACAGUGAUGCGUUUUAUAUUUAGUAUAAAUUGAGAGCUAUUUCGUGCAGGCCUAAUAGGAAUAUGUAUUCAAUUUAAAUGUCAUUUAAAGGCUUUCUUGUCUCAUACAUGUUUCAGGAGCUUAUUAAAAAUGUUGUUUUAUGUCACACGACACUAAAUGGCUGCAGAGGUGAAUGGUCCGUUCUGUCCGAAUGUGUGUUGCUUGAGAUUUCUGUAUGAAUUGUAUGUACAUAACAAAUGACUGCUAAAAGUCAAUGCUCAACAUUAACGUCACUCAGAGGCUGAGUCAUGCUCUCCCUUUACAGACUGCUCACUGUUUUCUUCCCCAACAGCACUCAAAGACUUGGCACAAUAAUUCAUCAUUCAAGGUCAGCAAACUGAAAGCUUUUCUUCUGUUCUUCACCUGCAACAGGGCUUAAAAUAAAGAGACUCAAAUAAAUGAUCACUAAGUGUUACUAAAAAGUUAAA
Molecule: messenger RNA, 1623 nt
Organism: Gymnodraco acuticeps
Lineage: Eukaryota; Metazoa; Chordata; Actinopteri; Perciformes; Bathydraconidae
Gene: rd3
Product: retinal degeneration 3, GUCY2D regulator
Source: RefSeq, a predicted model, not a curated record